Molecule: messenger RNA, 971 nt
Organism: Dermatophagoides farinae (American house dust mite)
Lineage: Eukaryota; Metazoa; Arthropoda; Arachnida; Sarcoptiformes; Pyroglyphidae
Product: histone chaperone asf1
Biological process (GO): DNA replication-dependent chromatin assembly
Cellular component (GO): chromatin; nucleus
Molecular function (GO): histone binding
Source: RefSeq, a predicted model, not a curated record
UUCUGUUCGAACUCCACUCGAGUCGGUUUUUGACUUGUAAUCGUUGAAAAAAAAAUUCAAGAAAUCAUUGUUAAAUCAAAGCGAAAUGGCAAAGGCUCAAAUUGUUAACAUUGUCGUUCUUGACAAUCCUUCAUUAUUUUUUAAUCCAUUUCAAUUUGAAAUUACAUUCGAAUGUAUUGAAGAUCUAAAGGAUGAUCUUGAAUGGAAAAUAAUUUAUGUUGGUUCAGCUGAAAGUGAAGAUUAUGAUCAAGUUUUGGAUACAGUGUUUGUUGGGCCCGUACCAGAAGGACGACAUAUGUUUGUAUUCCAGGCUAAUGCACCGGAUCCAUCAAAAAUACCUGUUGCCGAUGCUGUCGGUGUUACCGUUGUGCUGUUGACAUGUUCAUAUCGUAGUAAAGAAUUUGUUCGUGUUGGUUAUUAUGUUAAUAAUGAAUAUAUGAAUCCUGAGCUACGUGAAAAUCCACCAUCCGUACCACAAUUUGAGAAACUUCAACGUAACAUAUUGGCCACUGAUCCGCGUAUAACAAAAUUUAAAAUUGAUUGGGGUGAUGAUGUCGAUGAUGAUGUUAAUGAUAAUAUCGGUAAUAAUGGUGGUAAUAAUGAAAACAAUUCAUUCGAAAGAUGUUCUACAACAAAUGGAACAUAUAAAACAAUGAUGGAAAAAUGUGGUUUCCUCGAACCAUCAUCAAAUGUUAAUGGUACAACAAUAACAACAACCAAAAGUGAUAUGAAUAAUUCGAAUUGUUUCAUAUCUGAAGAUAGCAUUGGACCAUUGAAUCCGGUUUCAUUACAACAGCAACAGCAAGAUAAUCCAAUGGAAAUAUAAACACGAUUGGCUGAAUCGAUCAAAAUUAAAUUGGAUUAAUGAUUAUGUCAAACAAUUUAACCUAUUUAAGUUAAUCAUUUUCAAUAACCAUGUGUAAAUAUCAAUUAAUCUUGAAUAGAAAUAAAAUUCAUAAUUUUUAAAUGAA